UUGAACUGCUUCGGCUCCCGUAAUUCCCCUCCAGCUUCCUACAAUACUGUGGAGAGGCUUGUCGAAUGACGGCCUAGAUAUGGAAUGGUCGUUUUGGGCAAAGCUGGGUGUCUCAGUCCUCUUUUUCCCUUUGCUGAUUCUUUUCGUCCUGCGGUUGGUGAAGCGACGUCCUGUCACUCCUAAUGCUGAUGUCAAACUCCUGGUGGUUGCCGGUUCUGGAGGACAUACAACAGAAAUCUUAAGGCUGCUUAAUAGCCUCUCCAAGAAAUACUGUCCCAGGCACUAUGUUUUGGCUGAUUCAGAUAAGAUGAGUGAAGAAAAAAUCCGUUCUUUUGAACAAAAAAGAGCUGCAAAAUACCCCGAUUCCUCGGAAUUACAGUUUGCCCUCCAUCGCAUUCCCAGAAGUCGAGAGGUCCGUCAGUCCUGGAGCUCUUCACUGCUAACCACCAUUCGUUCCUUAUUUUAUUCUCUUCCUUUGGCCUUCAGGCUCAACCCAGAUGUGGUGCUGUGCAAUGGCCCAGGAACGUGUGUUCCCAUAUGUCUAUCUGCCUUAUUACUCAAAAUACUGGGACUAAAGAAAAUAACCAUUGUGUACGUCGAGAGCAUCUGCCGUGUUGAAAACCUAUCUCUGUCCGGAAAAAUUCUUUACCACUUUUCAGAUUACUUCAUUGUCCAGUGGCCUGCUCUAAAAGAAAAAUAUCCUAAAUCUCUCUAUUUUGGGAGAAUAGUGUGACAUGCUGCGGACAAAUAUAACUAAUUCCAGUAUGACCAC
Messenger RNA from Notechis scutatus (mainland tiger snake), 772 nucleotides. RefSeq names its product ALG14 UDP-N-acetylglucosaminyltransferase subunit (gene ALG14). Gene Ontology annotation, cellular component: UDP-N-acetylglucosamine transferase complex. Lineage: Eukaryota; Metazoa; Chordata; Lepidosauria; Squamata; Elapidae. Gene Ontology annotation, biological process: dolichol-linked oligosaccharide biosynthetic process. The record is from RefSeq and is a predicted model, not a curated record. Gene Ontology annotation, molecular function: N-acetylglucosaminyldiphosphodolichol N-acetylglucosaminyltransferase activity.